CAGAAUAUUCAACUCGUUGGGAAAUCACUUGUAAAGAGUCGUUUGGUUUGUGUGGUUUCGUAAGAGCUCUUUUCCCCUUAUCUUUUUGGGAAAAGCUGUGUAUCAAAAACCGCGCACGGACGAUUAGGUAACCAUUAAUACAAGUGUGCCUAGGCGUAUUCACAAAAGCUUAUAUAUCUAAACUCACUUUUAAUUGAACAUGAAACGGGAAGAGAAAGCGAAGCUCUCCAAACGCGAACAGUUCGCACAACUGCGAUCUGAUUUCACUACAUUUCUCUACAAUAAAGAAGGAGAUGAACCGGCAGUGGUUAUGGGUCGUACUGCCUUGAGUUGGGGUAAGUUCAGUUCUUUUGAAAUAUUCAGAAUAAUUAUACAUCCUCGUUGCAGACUACGAAAAUAUGCAACACCCCGUGCCACAACGCAGUUUAACUUUUUUAAUCACUCAUGUGCUUGGCACAUUCUUUACGCUAAAAAUAUACAAGCUUGGGCUCGAGCGUGGGGGUUCAGGUUGGGCUACGGAGUAUAUACUCGUGAUUCUGAAAAAUAUAUUUUUAAAAACUUCGUCGCUUUGAUUUGAGCAAAGUCCUUCAUCUGCACGUGAAGUGACUACCUCCUGGCGAGGCCAGGCUUAUGCUUCAAAGUUCGAAAUGUAUUUUUUAAUAUUUUUCAGCAGGAAAACCUCAACAUUCACUCUUUGUAUAAUUUCGCAUUCUUGCACGUAUAGUACAGUGCAUGAUAUCUCAUAUGUGCCUAGUAUAAUACAGUGCAUGAUAUUCCAUAUGUGCCUAUACCAUUCAGCUUCAUGUUAUAUUUCAUUGCGCUCAAGUUUGUUACUUACUGAGGGGCAAGUUGCUCUAACUACAAAAGUCCCAAAAAGUCCAAUAAUAAAAUGUACUGACUUUUCAAAGUCCAAAACUCUCGUACACUUUCGAGGAGUGGUUUACCCUCCGUUUGUUACAGUCUAGUUGCCUUUAUGUUGAAUAUUGAUAUUCCAACCCUUUGACCGGUUUCUUUCAUUGUUCUUAAAGCUGGCUGAAAACAAAACACAAAAGGUUUUCACAGAAUCUUGUACAGCGCAAAAGAACCAACCGGCACUACAUUAAUUUAGGUAGUUACAGACUUACAGUUAGUCCCAGAGUAAAGGUAGAUUUCUUUGUGUUUUGCUCACUGUAGUUACAAUGAAUAUAGUUGAUUUUGAUUUCACUAAAGACCAAUAGUACUGAACGAUAAAUGCUAAAAUUUGCGUUGAACAGACUAUUUGCUUAUUUUCAAGUUUUAUUUUUCAGAUUUCUCAUUCUACGUAGUUCGUACGGUAUUUUCCAAAGUAAAUCAAAAUUUGCAUAUAUACCUAAAUUGCUGGAUUGCGUAAUUAUUUCCUAUUAGCAGGGCGCAUUGCAUUUUGGGGGUUAGCGUGCUUCCUUCCUUCUUCAUCACACAACAAAGCUGACAUAUUUUUAAUACAUGCCGUUGUAAAUUUUUAUUUUAAAACUUUGCUUCGAAUAAACUAAAAAUGGAGGAAAAAGAGCACCCAACGCGUACAGAACAACUAACAAUAAUGUAUACAAGUUUCCGAAUUUUCUUAUACAAUGAAGAAAAAGGAGAAGUUAUGGGCAGAACUGCUGAAAGCUGGGGUAUGUGGUGAAAUGCAGCUGUUGUGUGGGGGGAAAUUCAUAGCCUUUGUGGUUUUAUACUUAAACUGUUUGUGAAAGUAAUUUGGUUGAGAAUCUUUUACUUGCUUUCUUUUAUAGGUAAAAUUGGUUUAUUUUUCCUGGUAUAUUAUGCUUGCCUAGCAGCAUUUUUUGCAGCUAUUUUUGCGAUUGCUUUCUCAACUAUGCCAGAAAUAGAGGAUGGGCCUAAGUAUACUUCAUUUAUUUCGGAUAAACCAUGUAAGUUAAUGUAGUUUUGUAUCUUAAUUCAAAUAUAAAUUUUGUUAUAUCACUUAAAAUUUGGUCAAGUUAAACAUGUGAGAAGAGAAGAAGUUGCCCCUGGUGUGAAUGAUUCAUGUUUUGUCUGUUCUUGAAUUUAUACAAUUAUUCAUGUUUCUCUGUUCUUGAAUUACAACUAUUUAGCUAUUUCCUUACCUCACAAGAAUUAUUAAAACACUUCUUCGUGUAUUACAGUAAAAAAAGCAUUUAUACAGUAUUUGGUAUAUUUCAAACAAAUUAUAUAACUGUACUGUAUAUAUUAUAAAUAUGGAGCAAUUUUUCACAUCCAGUUAUUUUCUUUAUUUAUUUUAUUUAAGAAUAUUUACAGAGGAUAAGCAUUUCAGUAAUACUACUGUUAUCAACAUGAUCAUGCGUCCUCUUUUAAUAUACUAACAAUCUAAAAAUCCUUAGUUUGGGGCAUUAAUAGUAUAACCUGUUUCUUUCAAAGUUAAUAUAUUUUUAACAAAUAUUUAUGUCUCAUACCGGAACCAGUUUUUUAAGUUCCGGCCGGAACCGCAUCCGACCGGAACUGGAGAAAAGUUCCAGCUAAUUUAUUAAGCCAUAUAUAGUCAUAUGUUACUCUGUCCGCUGCCAGACAGGCAGACACGUCAAGUCAUCAAGGAGAGAGCUCGCAAAGCGUUAAACAUCAUAAUGAAGUGUUAAUAGUGUACAUUUCCCUUGCGUAGUCCAAAUUUCUUCCUACUGUGACCUCGUGUUAGACACAAAAACGUUUGAUAUUCUAUCUCUCUGAAAAUGACAGAGUUUGGUUCCGGCCAUGCUCUUUUUACUAGUUCCGGCCGGAACUAUAAAAAAUCGGGGUUCCGGCCGGAACUAACCAGCUGGAACCGAGUUCUGGUGCACCCCUAAAAAAAUUCCAAAAAAUGGAAACUCUAGAGGAUCCACCCUACCUGAGUGUUUGCAACAAGAAAUAGGAACCCUAGGGCUGGUUGUUCAAAGCUGGAUUAGUGCUACUAGUGUUUUAGUUUAUGUAUACUUCUGCACAUUUGUUUCCGCAAAACUUCACAGAAGAAAACUACCGAUCCAGACAAAAUUUUGGAAGAAAUAGUUCCAAAUAUACAAACAACUAAAACAAGCUGUCUUGGAGUUUGCUUUCCAUGUUAAGUUAGGCUGGAUCGAUAUCGCAAAUACCGAUAUACCGCCAUCAGAAUACCGGUAAAUACCGGUAUUCCGGUAUUUUUAACGUGUUUUUUUUUAAGCCAAACUGAAGUGCUGACCGUCAAGAAAAAUCAAGUUUUGACAAAAUAUUAAUGUGGCACAUACUGUUAUUAGUGCAAAUGUCAUAAGAUUCGCAUUCUCAAGCUAUGUUAACAAUUAACAGCGCUAAGCGGCAAUUAUUAGUAGGCCGUCGAUUGGGCGUCGAAGUGUUGAAUCAUUCAGAAAAAUAUUCGUUUUGUAUAUAAAUUCAGAUAGUGUUUCAGUAAGUUGCUAAUAGUUAUAAACAUAAAAAACGUUGCAUUUUUAAAACUAACACAUAAACAAGUUAGCAAGCAUGUAAAAAAACUAGAAAAGCCAGAAAAGGUUUUCGCUUCUUCGCAAAUGCUAGUACUUCCACCUUCCAAAAUCAAAGUAUUCUUUUUUGUCGAAAUUUUCCUUUAAAAAUUUCGCCAUUUUUAUAUUUCCGAUUAAGUCGAUUUAAUAAACAAGACGUCUGGUAUUGCUAAACCAAAGCCGCUAGAACUGUAAGAACAAAAUCAUGCAUCUGUGAGUAUUAACUUUGCUUUCUAAACGUGAUUGUAAGCAAGUUUGACUUGAAAGAGCGUUUCAUUUCGGUAUUAGGCAGCAAAAUACCGAAAUGUCGGUAUAUCGGUAUUUUUAAAUGGUCAAUAUCGCCAAACCGGUAUCUAAACAAAUACCGGUAUAUCGGAUAUAUCCGGUAUAUCGAUCCAGCCUAUGUUAAGUUAACCUAGAUUUAAGUUAAUCAGCUUUUGAACAACAGGCCCAGGUAUUUAUAUUUUUUGCCUAAUCAUUCCUGUAGAUUUUAUUUUUAUGGAGGUAACCAAUCAUUGAAUAGAGCUAGUCUAUGCCAGUGCUGCCAGUACCAGUAACUGAAACUCCAGGCUUGCAUAGCUACUGUAGCUUAUUAUUUUUGGAGUUGGGUUACACUGGCUGUGAAGUGCUAGUAAAAUGCUUAGACUUUAAGUCCCCUUUGGGUGGGUGAGCAUGUCACUUGUCUGAAUUUCAAAAGCAGUAAUAAAAAUAUGGUUUUAAUAAGGCAAUUCCUCAUUCCGUGGCUCUUCAUCCAUCAUCAACUGAAUUUGUUGCCGUCUUGCUUAUGAUUGUUUUCUACCUUUUGACAAAAAACGAAAACCAAUACCGGAAAAAAUUACUGAUAAUACCGAUAUGUUGAUAUUUUUCACAAUUGUAUUUUGCUUCAUUUUAUGCAAAAUUUUCUUCAUUUUAUGCAAAAUUUUCUGUUUUCAAAUGAUGUCAAAUAGCCACGAUAUAACAAGAGAAAUGUCCGCUUUCGGAAUUGAAAAUGCAUAUAUUUGCAUCGAUUUCAUUAUCCACACUCAGAAUGAAUCAUGAGUUAUAUUUUUGACCAGGAAAUUUGUUUCAAAACAUGUUAUUCAACUGCCAAUUUGAAACAAAGAUUGUCCUAUGUCACCAGAUAAAUAAUAUCCAGUGAGUGAGGUUAGUUUUUGUUUUUUAAAACAUUUGUAAUCCAGCAUUGUUCACAUUCUAAAACUUUUUGACAAGCUAAUGACAUGUUACAAUUGUUAACCUUGCAACGUCAAUGACAGUGUAAACAAACACACUUUAGCUCUUGUCUUUGUCCUUCUGAAAUAACUCCAAUCAGAGCUUGAAAAAGUUUGAUAUGACAUUUACAGUCAAACUGGAUGUUCUCUUGCGAGCAACAUUGCAAUAUUGUCCCAGAAUAUUGCAAUUUUGAUAGGCAGAUUGCUCCGAGCAAUUUUCAACCGACGCAAACAAUUGCAAUUCACAAAAGAUUUGUAAACAAAGCCUCUGAUUGGACUAUAAGAAAGGGGGAAGCACCAAUCCAGUGGCUCAGACUAUCUUAUACUCCAGUCAGAAAUUUGUUUACAAACCUUUUGUGAAUUUCCAACUUGCAAUUUGUUCCCGUUGGUUGCAAUUUGCUCAGAGCAAUCUGCCUAUCAAAAUUGCAAUAUUGUGGUACAAUAUUGCAAUGUUGCCUGCGAGAGAACAUCCGGUUUGACUGUAAAUAUACAAAAUAUUGAUCUUCCAAUAUAUUGAAUAUUUCAAUAUCAAAUAAUCAGUAUUUAUAAAAAAAUGAUAAUUAUCAGUAUAUUGAUAUCAGCAAUAGGCGUAAAAAAAAAUACCUGUGGUUCCGGUUCCCGACCGACCCUAUUUUUUUCUGCCAACCCUAUUAUUUUUUUCAACACGAUUGACCAUGCGACCCUAUUUUCUCCAGGUGGUUGCGGGCUGCUAAUACAACAUGCCAAAAUGGCAUCUGUUGUCACACUAAUUAUUGCACCAAAUUGCCUAAAUUCGUCCAUAGGAACUAUGCAUCUCUAGUUAAUAUUGAUGUCAGGACUCUACUGCGAAUCGCCCAGUAAAAAAACGGCAAAACCAUGAAAAAAAUAUUUAAAAAAAAACUUAUUUCCGACCUACCGACCCUACUUUUUUUAUGAUAUGAAACCAGAACCACAGGUUUUUUUUUAUGCCAUAGCCUAUCAGCAAUUCCACCUGUCUUCAUGUCACAUUUUAUGGCAAGUAACAGCGGAUUUAUUAUUAAAAUAUGCUUUCAAUUGUGCUCUGUUACAUAAUGCUUCCUGGUUGAGUGUUUCCUAUAUUAUAGUCGUGUUUUGUAAAAUAGAGCUUGGUAGGUGCCGAGUGUACUGAAUGUACAUGUAUUCACAACUAUUAUAUUUCAUUUCAGUGCUACUGGUUUAUCCAGAAAAUGGAAUUGGCUCUUGGAAAAGAGAAGAUAUUGACAGGAGCAUUAAAACAAAGUAUGAAAACUUCUUGGAUGGUAGGUAUAAUUUUACUCCAUUAUUUAUUGUAAAGAAAAACUGCAGUUCAGGGCACAAAAUAAUGGUCGAUCAGUGAUCAAUGAUCGGCAGAGAAGCUUCUGAGAGCCACUAUGCAGGCUACAGAGAAGCAAGUAGGAAUGAGCCGAUUAAUCUGUAAUUUUUUUUCUGCGUUGGUGUUGCGUACUCGGGUG
Molecule: messenger RNA, 6090 nt
Organism: Paramuricea clavata
Lineage: Eukaryota; Metazoa; Cnidaria; Anthozoa; Malacalcyonacea; Plexauridae
Source: the annotation of a GenBank genome assembly